CCUUGAUUAUUCAGGUGAAGAAAACAGCUGCAGUGAGGCUCAGACCUCCUCGGUCGGUCAGAGGAGGAGCAGCUGAUGAUGUCCUCAUUAUUCAGAAGAGAAGCAGCAGCAGCAGCACCUCAGCGAACUUCUCCGGCGUUCAGCGCGGAUACUUUCAGCAUGAGUGACGUUCCGUUGGCUUCAGCCUCCUCCACCGUCUCCCUGCUAACAGGACCAUCACCAGGGUGCAGCUCCAGCACCAACAAGCCUCCAGCCUUCAUCCUUCCUCCCCGCAACACCAGGGUCGUGCUGGGUGGAGACGUCCGACUGGAGGGGAAGGUGUGUGGUCAUCCUGAGCCUCAGGUCUCGUGGUACAGAGAGGGGAGGGCUUUGAUUGGUGAUGAGCGCUGUGUGGUGAAACAAGGUGGACUGGGCACCUUCAGCCUGGUGGUGGGUGGAGUCAGAGAGAAGGACGUGGGCCGAUACACCUGUCAGGCCACCAAUCAGGCCGGGAGCCGGCAGGUUACAGUGGAGAUUCUUCUGGAAGAGAAUUCUGAGAAGAAGUACGUCCUCCCUUCCUCCAUGAAAACAGGGUGUUGCUCUGCGGUCCCGGCAAUGGAGAACAGGUCCAGUAUUUGGGGCGAGAGUCUGCCAAAGUUUGUCACUAAGCCAAGCCGAGUGUUCACCAAGUUAGGUCAGACUGGGAAGUUCUGUGCCAAAGUGACAGGACGCCCACAGCCCUGGGUCACAUGGUACAAGGGGGAGGUGGAGCUUCAGUCUUGUGGGCGUGUCAGCAUGUAUGAGCGCUCUGGUCUGCACUUCCUGGAGAUACAGGAAGUGCGUGUGGAGGAUGUAGGUAGCUACACGUGUUUGGUCACCAACAGCGCUGGUACCGCCACUGCCACUGCUAAGCUCAACUUUCAUGGUGUUCCUGAUGACUUAUCCAGGACUCUCCAGCUGGCCGAAGCCACGCAAACCAGUAAUUUGACUGUGGACAGAGCUGCUCCCAACGCUCCCAGCUUCCAGAGAGAACAACCCAAACCUAGAGAGAAGCUGCAGCAGAGCCUCCUGUCUGAGCAUGGAGAGGCAGCCUCCUGCAGGGGAAGACUUCCUGUCCAGCUUCCUCUGGUGGCUGAGAGGAGAACUGCAGUGGCUGAGAUCCAGCCAGCCUUCAGUCCGGUUCCAGUUCGUACCGGUUCAGUCCUACAGCCAACGUGUAGUUCAGACAGCAGCAGGCCUGUGAGGAGGUCGGUGUUUGGGUUCAACCUGCAGUUCAAGGCCAUUCCUUUGGACCAGGAGGCCACGGAGGGAGCACAGGUCAAAUUCACCUGCCAAGUCUCAUCUGUUGCCUUUGCCAUGGUAACUUGGCUGAAGGACGGGGUGCCGGUGAGGAUGGGACCAGGUGUGCAGCAGAGACAGGACGGUAGCCGUUUGACCCUCAUCAUGGAGAGAGUGAGACAAGUAGACCAGGGAACCUACCAGUGUAAACUGAGGACUGCUGAUGGAGUGACAGUUAACUCUGCACCAUGGAUGCUCCGUGUACACAGCAGGCUGCAGGGUUUCAGGUCAAAGGUCACAGGGGUCAGAGGAGUUUGUGAGGCUCCACGCUUUGUCCACCACCUUGCUGACCUGAGUGUGAUGGAUGGCAGCAGAGUCGCCCUGACGGUGGAGCUGAGCGGUCACCCCCCUCCAGAGGUGGUGUGGCUCCAUGAUGGGCAGGAGGUGAUGGAGACAGAGGACUUCCAUCUCCUCAGGGAUGAGAACCUCCACACUCUGCUCAUCCAAGAGGUUUUCCCUGAGGACACUGGGACCUACAGCUGUAAGGCCUGGAACCAGCACGGGGAGGACCACACCCAGUGCCGACUCACUGUGGAGGAGCCCCAGGACGGUGUCCAGCCCUGGUUCAUCACCAAACCCAAACCGGUGAGCGCUGUUUUGGGUCAACAUGUUCUCCUGUCCUGUGCCAUCGCUGGAGACCCGUUUCCCCAGUACACUUGGACCAGAGGUGACCCGAGUCGGCCCCUGAGCUCUGGAGGAGACUACGAAGUGCUGCAGAAAGAGGACGUCAUCUCAUUGCUGAUCAGGAGAGUUAAAAAGCAUCACGCUGGAGACUACCUGAUCACCCUGAGGAACAGUGUUGGACAGUGCAGCGCUGUGGCCUGUCUCUCCAUCACUGAUGGAGAGACAGGCAGGAUGGGAGGACAAGGAAGACGACCAGGAGAGGACAGCCCUGCAGCAGGAGAAAGAGGAGGAGGAGCAGCAGCUGGUGGGAUCGCAGCACUGAGAGGAGGUGCCGGAGGAGGAGGAGGAGGUGUGGAGCAGAGAAGCAGCAGCAGUGUUGGUGUCCGUCGGCAGUGGCAGGAGGCCAACCAGGAGCAGAAGAGGAACCAGCAACUCCUGUACCUGCAAGAAGGGGAGAAGAAGAAGGAGGGUAACCAGGACUCUCCUGCCACCAGAGCUACUGCUUCCCGGGGUCUCCUCAAGCACUGCGUGGACACCAGGGAGCGCGGUGAAGAAGAGCUGCGACAGAGGGAGGCGCAGCAGCUCGACUUCCGCUCCCUUCUGGGACGCAGAGCUUUUAACGCCAAAAAGAAGCAGGAAGAAGAGCCGAGGGAGGCUUACCUCACCACCACUACUGCCGAGCACCAUCAGAUGGAUUUUAAGGCCAACCUCAAGGGUGUCAAAGCCAAGACGGAGGAGGGCCGCAAGGGAAACUCCCCGCAGCAGGUCGACUUCCGUGCUGUGUUGGGGAAGAAGGGUGCAGCCGGUAGCAAACCUGCUGAAACACCUGCAAAGAACGAUACCGACUUCCGCUCUGUCCUAGCUAACAAGAACAAGCCAGCGAACCCUGAGAAGAAUGGGGAGCGUGAGAAGAUGGCGAUGAAUAAUUGUGUGGAUGGAGGGAUUAAUGAGAACAAAAGCGGAGAGGGAGGAGGAGGGAAGAUGCCAGAGUUUGUGGAGAAGCUGAGCGAUGUGACGGUGCUGGAUGGCCAGCGGCUUCGGCUGCAGUGCUGCCUUGCUGCCUCUGACCCAGCAAGUGUCACCAUCACCUGGACACUGGAUGGCAAGAUCAUAAAGCCAUCCAAGUUCAUCAUUCUCGCCAACGAAGGUGGCCUGUGCUCUCUGACCAUAGACAAAGCUCUUCCAGAGGAUGAAGGCUCCUACAGAUGCAGAGCUGAGAACUCAGCAGGCAAAGCUGAAUGUUCCUGUAUGGUUCUAGUGGAUGACCCAGCAGAAAACUCUCCGGCUGACAAGAAAUCUAAGAAGGCGACUCCGACCUCAGAGAGUGAAGCCAGAAUAAAGAAACCCACUGCGAAGACUCCUCCUAAACAAGCUCUGCCUCCUCAGAUUUUGCAAUUCCCAGAAGACAUGAAGAUUCUGGCAGGAGAGAAGGUGGACAUCCUAUGCAAGUUCUCUGGUGCUCCACCCAUCAGCUGCACCUGGUUGAAGUUCAGGAAACCAAUCCAGGAGGGCUCAGCUGAUAUCUCAAUAGAAAGCUGUGACAACAGCAGUAAACUGACUAUCUCCAGUGGUCAGCAGGAACACUGUGGCUGCUACACCAUCGAGCUGAGGAACAGCUUUGGCCUUCGUCAAGCUGCCCUCAACCUCACCAUCGUCGAUAAACCCGACCCCCCAGCGAAGGUCCCUGCAGCCUCAGAUAUCCGGCGCUCCAGUCUGACUCUGUCAUGGUAUGGGCCGACCUACGAUGGUGGCAGCGCAGUGCGGUCGUACCACCUGGAGAUCUGGGACUCUGUGGGGCAGCAGUGGAACCCGCUGGUUUCCUGCAACAGCACGUCUUACAACGUACAGAACCUUCUUCCGGAGCGUCAGUACAAGUUUCGUGUCCGUGCAGAGAAUAUCUAUGGAAUCGGAGAGCCAAGUGUUGAAUCCGAACCUGUUACAGUUGGACUGGUGGACGAUGAAAACCAGGAGGAAGCCGAGGAAGAGGAUGAAGACUCAGAGAAGGAGCCAGACUACAGAGACGUGACCAUCAGAACAGACGUGAAGGUGAAGGAGCUGUAUGAUGUGGAGGAGAGGCUGGGAACUGGGAAGUUUGGUCAAGUCUUUAAACUGGUGGAGAAGGCAACUAAGAAGGUUUGGGCAGGAAAGUUCAUCAAGGCGUACUCGGCGAAGGAGAAGGAGAACGUUCGGCAAGAGAUCGGCAUCAUGAACAGCCUCCAUCACCCCAAACUGGUCCAGUGUGUCGAUGCCUUCGAGGGCAAGUCAGACAUCGUCAUGGUCCUUGAGAUGAUCUCCGGAGGUGAACUCUUUGAGCGGAUCAUUGAUGAGGACUUUGAGCUGACAGAGAGGGAAGUGAUCAAAUACAUGCUGCAGAUCAUCGACGGAGUCAGCUUCAUCCAUAAACAGGGCAUCGUCCACCUCGAUCUCAAACCUGAGAACAUCAUGUGUGUCAACAAGACCGGCAGCAAAAUCAAACUCAUUGACUUCGGCCUUGCCAGAAGACUGGAAAAUGCAGGCACUCUAAAGGUUUUGUUUGGGACUCCAGAGUUUGUGGCUCCAGAGGUCAUCAACUAUGAAGCCAUCAGCUAUCCCACUGACAUGUGGAGUAUAGGAGUCAUCUGUUACAUACUGCUAAGCGGUUUGUCUCCUUUCAUGGGGGACAACGACAAUGAGACUCUGUCCAAUGUCACCUCGGCCAGCUGGGACUUUGAGGAUGAGGCCUUUGAUGAAAUCUCUGACAACGCCAAAGAUUUCAUCACCAACUUGUUGAAGAAAGACAUGAAGGCUCGCCUCACCUGUACACAGUGUUUUGAACAUACCUGGCUGAAGCAGGACACCAACACCAUGAAGGCCAAGAAGCUCUCCAAAGAGAGGAUGAAGAAGUACAUCCUGAGGAGGAAAUGGCAGAAAACAGGUCACGCUGUACGAGCCAUCGGCAGGCUGUCAUCCAUGGCCAUGAUGGCUGGAGUCAGCGCCAAGAAGGGCUCACCCACUGAAGAGGACAACCAGUUCCUGGAGUGUUUAGAGUAUGAACAGAAGACAGAGUGCAAGCCGACUUUCAGCACCGUCAUCAAAGACGUGGAGGUGGUGGAGGGCAGCGCUGCUCGCUUUGACUGCAAGAUUGAAGGUUACCCUGACCCAGAGGUGGUCUGGUACAAAGACGACCAGCCGAUCAAAGAGACCCGACACUUUCAAAUUGACUAUGAUGAGGAAGGAAACUGCAGCCUGGUCAUUUCAGAGGUGUCAGGUGACGAUGAUGCCAAGUACACAGUGAAGGCAGUCAACAGUCUGGGGGAGGCAACCUGUACUGCUGAGCUGCUAGUGGAGGUGAUGGCUGGAGAGGAAGAAGAGGAGGAGGAAGAGGAGGAGGAAUGAAACAGUGCUGGUCUGUGUUCCCUCGGCCUGUCAGACCUGAGCAGGAAAACCUACCUACAUAUAACAGAUCAUGUUGCUAUUGGAGGAGCAGGUGAACGAGGUUUGAGAUCAACACUUAAUGAUCAGAUGCCAAAAUUCACCCAUAACCACCAGACAAUAUGAUUUCUUUUAUUCAUCAUAGAGCCAAACCUCACCCACCUGACACCUGUGAAGAACACAAGCCCUGCCCCCCUCAGCUAGCCUCUAUUCAUUGGUGGAUUUCCUCUUACAGUUUAUUUCAGUGCUCUUACGUAUAAUUGAAACAGGAUACUUGGGUUUUCUGUCCAUUCUUCGAUAAUAUUUCAAUAUCUUACAAUUUAAAAUAAGAUCUGACAUCAGUGAAAAUUACUUUGUGCACUUUUUGACUACCAGUGAUGCUACUGAGCAAUGUUUUAAUAUAUUACAUUUAAUGCACACACAGAACAGCUGCUGGUGUUAGCAUGUCUGGUGAUGAAGAGUAUGGCUGUUAGCUCACAAAUGAUGAUCCAAAAUAUUCAAAAAUGAGCUCUUUAUGAGAAACCGAAUGUAAACACAAACUUUUGUUUGUUAAGAAGAAAACUCUUCAGGGAACCUCAGCAACAACAACUACUCCAGUGAGAAGAAGCAGCACAAUGUCAACAAAUUGUGGGAGUUGUUGGAAGAAUUAUUAUAUCUCUGACAAAAUUAUGGUGAUAAACAUUUAUGUGAGAAUAUGGACUUUAGAUCUGAGAAUCAUGUUUCAGCUCUAUACUGAAGACAAUGACAAAAAACCUCCAUGAGGAAACACACUGAUGAAGAGUACACUCUGAUACAAAUGAAAUAUGGAAAUGUUGUUUCAUCAAAGGUAUAAUUAACAUUUAUCUCCCAGGGAAAAUUCAUCAAAGGGCGAUGUAUUAGUUGUUGUGGGGCUUCAGCUCUCUGUAUAACUGAACCGUGAAAAAUGUACUGUAUGUGUUAACAGACUCUCUGUGGCCGUCCAAGUGAACAAAACAAAGAGGAGUUCGGUCGCCUAACAAUAAAGUGGCUUACUGUGAUACAAGUUAAUCCAUGUAGCGAAUGACCAACAAGGCAAAAGAUACCCAGAAGUGGUUUAUGAUGUUAGCACUGCAGCUAAUGGUGCGAUGAAGACAAAUUAAAACCCCUAACCCACAUAAAGAUGAUCCACUUUACUGAUAAUCUGUGUGAUCCUGAGUAUGGUGAUAUUAAACGCCACUUGAACUCAGACAGCUAACUGUGUUUGUUAAUGAACAUUAGCUAAUUAGCAGCAGAGGCUAAAGCUGUGAGGGCUGAAUAAAGACCAUUUGAAUCAAUCAGAGUAAAACUGAAACAGACUCAGUAACUCAGAUCAAAUAAAUUGAUGUUUAAAAAAAAACCCCUAAUGGAUUAAAUUCAAAUAAAGAAAAUGCAGAAAAAAUAGAAAAAAAUAAUAAAAAAAUAAAAAUAGAUAGAGAGCUACCUUGCACUUGCAAGCCAGUGUCAGCCUAAAGACAAAGACUAAAGAACUAUAAAGUUAGCUUUCUAGCUAAUGCACAUUAACCCACAUUAGCAUUAGCCAGGGCAGUGAGGACUGAUUUAAAACAGCUUUAAAUCGUCUGAAUACAGUUUGUAAGGAAAAGUUAGGGUAACCCCCUAACCGUAAAUAAAAAUAAUGAAUGCAGUUGUAAAGCUAAAAGCUAAAGAACUAUGCCAGAUAGAGAUCUAGCUAACAUUGUUUCGCUAACAUUAACCUAAGCAAUGAUAGCUAACCAACUUAUAAACAUACUCAGUGUAACUUUAUGUCACCAUGACAAAUGUGAAGAAUUCAUUUAACAAUUUGUACACAAUGAGUGAGCAAAAAACAGUUAGCUUCUUAGCUAAUGUUCAUAUAAUCCACCCACUCAGUGAUAUUGGCACAGUUGUCAGGCUUGUUAGCCACAGACAUUUUUAUUCUAUUUGAAUUUUUUAAUGUUAUUUAUUAGCAGUAUUUUUAUUUUGUUGUCCACCGUGCUAGACUCAUAUUUAGUUUUUGUUCUUCUUUGAUUGUGAAACAGCACCCAGUUAAAGUAAUGUGUCAUCAUUUUGGUACACAACAAACACAUAGUGAAAAAAUUCACCACAGUGCUUUUGGGUAAUGAUCCUUCCCCAAAGUCUCUUGUCAUUGCUACUUUGCGCUGCAAAAACAAAACAAAAAAAGUGGACACAAGCCACCAAAUGCCUUAAUUAAUGCUAAUGUGACCCAACUCUGUCAGUACAGGGUGAGUGACGACAGCCAUGACACUAACUUCUAUAACAAUAACCCAUUUUGUAGUCAGUAACCCAGCUGCUCCCUGUUCAGCUGAUAAAUGAUGAAUCCCUCAGUUUGCUCUUUUCUUCUGUUUGAGCACUUUUCUUUCUGUUUGUUUGUAUAUUUGACUCCGACAGCAGUCAUCGUAAAUCAAAUACAGCUAAUAUCACCUCAGCCUUACUUUGUUAGCCUUAAAGCAAGACAGGGACAUUUUUAAUGUCAGUGUGAGUGAUUUAAAACAUUUCUACCAGACGUUGGUAAAGUUGUGGGACAAAAAAAGUAAUUUUUCCAUUUGGCUGCCAGAAAACAAAAGUCAGUGGUGUAUAUCACAAAUAUUACAGAAGAUCUUGGAAUUAUGAGACUCAGUGUUUCAGAUCUUAUCCUAUGGUUAUGAAAUAGAAAUGUUGUCACAAUAAAAUCUUUUCUCAUAGUGACAAGAUUUGUAUUUUGUCGUUGCAAGAUGAAGACAAAAUGAAAUUAUAAGAUACAGGUCUGAUAAUUUGGAUCUGGACAUGGAUCUAAUAAUUGUGAGAUAGUCUUGUAAUCUUAUUUCAAGAGAUGACCUUAUAUUUACAAAAUUGUACCUCAAAAUUAAGGAAUCUUGUCUGAUAAGAUAAUUCCUGUUAAUUAUUUUAUUCUUGUUUUUGGUCACAAUGACAUCGACAUUGUAUCUUUGAACAUUUUCUUGCCACAUUCCAGCUGUUUGUUUGUGCUUUAAAACGUUUGUUUCAAGGCUUCAAAGGCUGAUUCAGCAACUUUCAACAAAAAAAACAAAAAAGAAGCUUCUUUAAAAAUUCACAGGUGUGUGUUUGCGUGUGAUCAUCUGUAUUGUUCAUGUUUAACCCUAAAACCUUACCUGGGCCUGUUAAUGUUUUUGUUGGUUUUGAGAAUGUUUUAUUUUUAGACUUAUUUAAUGCACAGAUUCAUAAUUAUAAUAUUGUCAUUUGAUCUUAUGUCUUCUUGGAGAUCUUAUGACCAGCACCAGCACUAUGACCAGUCACAGUUAUCUCCCCCCGACACACAUACACACACUAAACCAAGCAGUGGACUCACUCCUAUACUGGUUUGUUUUGUAUUAGAUGUAUGUGGAUGAUAUUUCUCUAAUUUUUCUAAUUAUAUAUCAGAUUGAUGAACUGCAGAUGACAUGUAUGAGAACACUACAACUGUAGUUACUCACAAAUACCAAAUAAAUUUAUCACAAAACCAAA
Molecule: messenger RNA, 8805 nt
Organism: Scatophagus argus
Lineage: Eukaryota; Metazoa; Chordata; Actinopteri; Scatophagidae
Gene: mylka
Product: myosin, light chain kinase a
Exons: 35
Coding region: 76-5316 (1746 amino acids)
Biological process (GO): protein phosphorylation
Molecular function (GO): protein binding; ATP binding; protein kinase activity
Source: RefSeq, a predicted model, not a curated record